This is a messenger RNA of Sporisorium graminicola, 3906 nucleotides long. RefSeq lists its product as uncharacterized. Lineage: Eukaryota; Fungi; Basidiomycota; Ustilaginomycetes; Ustilaginales; Ustilaginaceae. Gene Ontology annotation, cellular component: nuclear pore outer ring. The transcript has a single exon. The coding region runs from base 1 to 3906 and encodes 1301 amino acids. The record is from RefSeq and is a predicted model, not a curated record. Gene Ontology annotation, molecular function: protein binding; structural constituent of nuclear pore. Gene Ontology annotation, biological process: protein import into nucleus; transcription-dependent tethering of RNA polymerase II gene DNA at nuclear periphery; poly(A)+ mRNA export from nucleus.
AUGCUCGCUGCAGUCCAGCACGCACCCAAUGUGUCGCUUCUCACGCCUGGCAGUGGCUUGGAUCGCGAUCGCGAGGGGUCGGUGAUCAGCGAAAACGAUGCGGAUAUGCGGUCCGUGGCGGAUUCGGCGGCCUCGGCUUCGGCGUCGGUGGCUGGUGGACUGGGCAGACGUCCGCCGCUGCCGAGCAGGGAUGUUAAUGCGCAGUUGGAGGAGGGCACUGUGCUGCUGGGCGACCAGUGGGUGCAUGUUUCGGCAUAUUCGAGGCUACCGGUCGAGGUGCUGGAGGUGUUGAACGAGGCGGAUCUGUACAUUGACGCAUUUCAGGGCCACCUGGAUGUGCAGACGGGGUAUGCGUGUCUGGUGUCGCGCACCCAGUGCUUUGUCUGGAACUACUCGAGUCGCGGCAUCGGCACGGGCUCACCGACGUGCUUCGUCUUCCCCGUGCCGCAGUACGCUUCGUCGAGCAUGUCUGCGAUCAACGACCUCCCGCACUGCUGCUUCCUCCCGCGCGGCGGGGCGAACAGGGAACCGGCGCUGCUGCUCAUCACCCCAGAUGGGCAGGCCUGCCUUUGGGAGGGGAUCUCGUCGUCGCUGACGCGUCAGGAUCGCGCACAACGCAUCUCGGCCCCGCUUUCCUCGUCAAGCGAGACGAUCGUGCAGCUGCAGCGGGUGGACGAGUCAACGGUAAUUCUUGCGACGAGCCAGUCCCGCUUGCUGCGCGUGUCGAUCGGUAGCAGGGCGGGAGUGCUACAGGCUGAGGUAAGGCCGUUCUCGCAGCAGCGCGGUUUGCUCGGUCGGCUGUUUGGGUCGACUUCGGCGAUGGGUUCAAACAACGAUCAGAUUGUUACGAUUGCGGUCGCACCUGUUCAGGCGGGGAAGGCUGGUCGCGAGGUGUAUGCGAUUGGCAGGAAGACGUUGCAAAAAUGGCAGGUGCUCGAUCAGGGCGGAGAGCGGCUGCUGGCCGAACAGGAUGUGCAGCAGGUUGUGGCGAGCAGCGUGCUGCAGCUCAGCGAUGAGCGAUACAGCGCGGCACAGAGCCUGUCGUUUGACAUUGUCGACGGUGCUGUGCAGAGCGACGGCCAGCUGGUGCUGCUGUAUUCUCAGGCGAAAGCGGAACACGAACCGCUUACCCACGGUCUGGCUGUCGUCGACGCUGUCAAGGAUGCUGGCUCGUUUGUUGUCGCCAGCAUCAUCACUAUCAACUACUCAAGCUUUGCCGAUCCGCGACCCUACGCCGAGCCGAGGCUCAGCUUGCCCAACGGCGGACCGGCUGCGUUCGUUUGCUUUGCCGACACGGUGGUCGCCAAACAGCUCGAGGCAGGUUGCGAAUCUUUCGAGGAGGUCGUCAAGCUCAAGGACGACGUCAAGAACAGAUUCAUUGGUUCCGGAUGCGACUCGAUCGAUGUAGGCAGCGACCAAGCUGUUGCGUCGCUCUCGCUCAUCUCGGCGACGUCGGGGUCGCUGUUGGUCGAAACGAGCAUCAGCGAGAUUCGCAAGCGAUGCACGGCGUAUACUUCGGCUGCUGAUCGUCAGCGCGCUGAUACCGAGCGGCUCAAGGGCAAACUCGAACAGGCGCUGUACUACUCGGAAUCGCCGCUCAACCCGCUCACGUUCCAACUGCCCGCUCAUCUGCAGGGGACGCUGAUGACGGCUUGUCAGGACCUCAGUCGCGAACUGCUUACUUUUACCAACCCCAUCGCGCAGAGUGUUCCGCCCUCGGUCGACCUGCGUACGGCGCUCAAGGACCGGCUGGGCAAAUUGCGGUUCUUGGUCAAAUUCGUCGCAGCGUGUGGACAUCUGGAGAAGCUGCCGCAAACGACCAAGCGACAGCUUCGUGCCGAUGCAGAGCUCGCAGCGGCGCUCGGCGAGCUGUGGGUGUAUCAGAACGAGUUCUACACCUCGGCGCACAAUCACGGCUCGGCCGCACAGAGUCCGCUCGCCAGAGCGAUCGAGACGGUCAUGGCCGAACAAGGGUGGGGGUCGGGUGGGGAUGAUUUGGUGCGCAGGUUUUUCAGGCAUCAUGCUGAUUUGACGACCAGUGUGUUGGAGAGGUUGUUGAAGCAGACCAAGAGCGUUUCGGCGCAGCCGCUGCGUACCCGGUCGACGGAUGUACUUGAACUCAACCGCACUGUUCUUUCGGCGUUGCGGGCGGCGCUUAGGUAUAGGAAGGAGAGCGGAGCGCUGUAUGGUGUUCUGGACACUGCAGCGACAACAGCAUCGACGGCGGCCGUCGCGGCGACGGCAACGGUGGCAUUCGAAGCUUGGACCGCUCAGAGCGCAAGUGUCCAAUUGCUCGAGAGUCUGUUUUCGCUGACGGUCAAUUUGAUUCCUGACCGUACGCGCGAACUGGGUUCGAGUAUUGACGCUGCCUCGACCGAGUUCUCGGGCACUGUCAGCGAGGAGGCCAAGCGCGAGCAUCGAGUGCAAGCUGAACUCAAGGCGCAGCUGUGCUCGCUUGCCGAGAUCGCAUUGGCCUGCUAUACGGAGCGGCUGCAUUAUCUGGAAGCCGCUGCUGCGUCCGAUGGGGACAAUGGUGGAUUGGAGAGAGAGCUAUCGGUCUUUUCUGCCACGUACCGCACGGCUCGACCGUUGUUCAUCCGACCUCUGGUCUCGAUCGGUCGAUCAGACCGCUCCUUUGCGCUCGCCGAGCAGUACCACGAUUUCCGUACGCUCGUCGAGCUGUGUAACGAACCAUCGCUCAGAUCCGAGGCUCGAACAGACACGUACUUGGAGCGAUAUCAGCAAGCCUUCGCCUUCGAACUCUACUCUUGGUACGUCGAACACGGUCAGCAACGUACACUGCUCGAGCAGAAGCCGCAGUACUCGAUGCUCGUGUUGUCGUAUCUCAGCCAGCCGGGGCAGGAUCGGUUGGGGUGGCUGCACGAUUUGGCGCUGAAGCGGUUCGAUGUGGCCUCUUCCAAGCUAGAGAAGAUCGGGUUGGUGGAAAGGAACCUGGCGCAGAGGAAGCUCAUGAUGAGCUUGGGCAAGCUUGGGUUUCUGUCAACGCUGCAGGUGGACGAGCUGAGGACGGUCGGAGUACAGAAGCAGGUGGAGUUCUUUGACGACCAUUUGGACUUGAUUGCAGUUCAGGAGUCGCUAGCUGCGUUGUGGGAAAACAGUCUCGAGGGGGGACUGCCGAUUGAUCUGCCCAAGUCUGGAACUCGAGAAGCGAUAGCACUGGCGUCCGAAAUCGUCGACACGGUUGCUACUCGUUUGGUCGAAUACCCGGCUUACCGACAGCAGUACAUCGACUUGAUCCAGAAACUCUUGCUCGACAAUAUCUACCUGGGCGCUGAAGAUCUGAUCGACCUUCUCACGCUCAAAGACACGCCCGAGGUGCAGUUGGAAGACUUCGCCACCGCGAUCAAGGUUCUCGUUCGAGCGAGCGACGUGCCGCCGCAGAGGAUGCGUGCUGCCAUCAAGGCGGUCUGGCGCCGGAGCGUCAUCCGCGACGAUUGGCUGGCGCUGAGCGAGACAAACAAUGUCUCGGACCAGACGAUUCUGCAAGACCUCCAAUCGACGGCGCUGUACGCGGUGCUCAAGGAAGUGCUCGCUGCGGAAGACGAGUCUGCGCGCGCAGCUUGGAUCGACGUCAAUGAUCUCACCAACGACGACAGCGCAAAGGAGGAGGAUGGACAGGAAAAAGGAGGGAUGAGAAAGGUGUUGGAAGCAAGACACGCAGACGCCCCUGAUCAUUUUAUCAGCUUGCUGCUUCAGGACUACGAGAAAGAGGUGGCGACGGUGGCAGCGUUCUUGGACGACUCGGAUCUGCCGAGGCUUGCGAACGAGCUGGCCGGUUUGGCUGCGAACGAGGCGAAGGCGGCACAGGGGGUGUUGGACGCUAGCAUCGGUGGAAAAGAACUGGAGGAAGAAGAGGAGGAGGAGAACAGUAUGCUCGUCGAGUGA